Molecule: messenger RNA, 1185 nt
Organism: Capsella rubella
Lineage: Eukaryota; Viridiplantae; Streptophyta; Magnoliopsida; Brassicales; Brassicaceae
Product: syntaxin-22
Exons: 7
Coding region: 134-940 (268 amino acids)
Biological process (GO): intracellular protein transport; vesicle-mediated transport; vesicle fusion
Cellular component (GO): membrane; endomembrane system; SNARE complex
Molecular function (GO): SNARE binding; SNAP receptor activity
Source: RefSeq, a predicted model, not a curated record
GUCUAUCUGUCUCCUCCACGAUCGACGCCUUCACCUUUGUUUUUGUUUUUGUUUCUUUUUUUAUUCCUCAGCCGAUUCAGGAAAAUUCCGAUAAACAAUUUCUUAAAAUCCCACCAAGAAGAAGAAGAAGAAGAUGAGUUUUCAAGAUUUAGAAUCCGGAAGAGGAAGAUCGACGAGGAAGAUCAAUGGUGGUCGCCAAGAUUCGACGCAAGCCGUAGCUUCCGGAAUAUUCCAGAUCAAUACCGGAGUCUCCUCCUUUCAACGACUCGUUAACACUCUCGGCACUCCCAAAGAUACCCCCGACCUCCGCGAGAAGCUGCAUAAGACGAGAUUACAUAUUGGGCAGCUUGUGAAGGAUACUUCAGCUAAACUUAAAGAAGCUAGUGAAACUGAUCAUCAAAGUGGUGUCAAUCCAAGUAAGAAGAUUGCAGAUGCUAAGCUUGCAAGAGACUUUCAAGCUGUUUUGAAAGAGUUUCAGAAAGCUCAACAAAUUGCAGCUGAAAGAGAAACUACUUAUGCCCCUUUUGUGCCUCAAUCUGCUCUUCCUGCUAGCUACACAGCGAGUGAGGUAGAUAACAUCCCGGAACAGAGGGCACAACUUCAGGAGUCGAAAAGGCAGGAACUUGUAUUGCUAGACAACGAGAUUGCAUUCAAUGAAGCUGUGAUUGAAGAAAGAGAGCAAGGAAUACAAGAAAUCCAUAAUCAAAUUGGCGAGGUUAACGAAAUUUUCAAAGAUCUUGCGGUUCUGGUUAAUGAUCAAGGAGUUAUGAUAGAUGAUAUCGGUACUCACAUCGAUAACUCCCGUGCUGCAACUUCACAAGGAAAGUCUCAGCUCGCGCAAGCCGCGAAAACACAAAGAUCAAACUCAUCUCUGACAUGCUUGCUCUUGGUGAUCUUUGGCAUUGUACUCCUGAUCGUGAUUAUCGUACUCGCAGCUUGAUUUCAAAAAGCAAGAACAAGUCGUCUGGGUGAUUUCAUCGAUCAUAAAGCGUCAAUGAGUGAGAACUACUUGGUAUAUAUAACAUAUUUUGAAGACAACACUUAGAAGUUGGUUUUGUAGUGUGAUUUGCUUCGGUUCGGUAUGAUGGUGGGUCAUUGGUUUCUGUAAUAGAGUGUCCUGUGUGUGUGGAUUUUUUGUUGUGCAAACUUUUCGUUGGAAUUGAGAGAAAGUCUGUUCUGUUUGUC